AUUGUCAAGGACGGGGUGGGUGUGAGGGAGAGAGAGAGAGAGAGAGAAAGAGAAAGACAGAAAAAAGAGGAAGAGGCUCUUACAUUUUUUUUUAAGGCGGCCGUUCACCGCAUCUAUGUGUUGUCUUUGCGUGUGGGUUUUGUAACACUCUGAAAUCCUUUAGUGAGACUGGGCAGAGUGGGGGGAGAAAAAGCAAGCAUGCCACUGGCACUAAAUGUCAAGUCCUUGUAGCAUAGGAAAUGUAUACAUUCCUUCCAGGGAGGUGUAUAUAGGUAGCUUGCUCAGAGGUUUGGCUUCUGAAGCGCUUCAGAGGGAACAUAUGGGUCGUGGAAGGGCAGAACUAUCCAGUCCGUUCCUCUUGCCAAGAAACCAGAGAGCCUUUCCGUACGCAAGGAGAUCCAUCUCAGCAUCCUUUGCUCUAUCAAAGUGAGCUUAGGUGGCUGCUUUAUUGGUCAAAAUCACAAGAGAAAAGGCAGGAGAGAAAUCUUUUGUUAAAGAGGCCUGGAAUGGAACAGGAGAAGAUGUCCAGAUGACCACCUCAUCUUCCAGAUUUGUAUCCAAGGAGGAUACCUUCACUAUUUAUCUUUAAAGAGGAAGAAAAAAGAGAGCAUCACGUAUUGUAGGUUUUCAAACACACACACACAUACAUAGAGAGAAGAGAGCAUCUAGUGACCAGAAAUAGAGUGGAGGAGAGGUAAAGAACUGGAUCUUUCCAACACACAAAGCCCAGCUUGCUUUUUGAAAGGAAAAGAAAUAUUCUGGAAAAUAAUAGCAGGAAUAGCCAUUGCAAGGCAAUCUCCUGCAUUUUCAUUUGCUCAGCCGGCUCCUGGCUCCACGGCUCCCUUGCCUGGUAGGAGAAGGAAAUAGCUAGACUAGGUAUUCUGCAGGUCUGAGGAAAUCCAAAAUGGGCUAUUCAGGAAAAGCAGCCUCCAAAAUGCUGGUUCCUCUGCUGCUUUGCUCCUUGCCUCUUCUACAAGGCCUCCCCCUCUGGGAGAAUGAUGACGUGGUCCCUGCCACCCCCUCCCUGCCGCUGGAGUCCCUGCCCCCAGAGGAUGUGGGGAGCCCAAAGGAGGAGGACUUGGGGGUCUCGACCGAGGUGCGGGGGUCCUUGCCCCCCAAUGCUGAAGGCAUCUCGGAUUUGCUGCAGGGGGCUCUGCUGAGGAAGGAGUUUCUGGGCAGUGAGUUGCUGGAAGACCCCAUCCCUGGAGGGAACCCUUCCACGCUGCCCCCCUUCCAUCCUCCUGUCCAGCACCUGGAUGGUGGGGUGGUUCCUGAGACCUCUGAAGCGGUGGCCACAGGACCUUCUCCCUUGACCACCGCGGCUCCCCCCACGGGUUUCCUGCUCACGACCCCCCCAGCUUCAACAGCAGCUGCCCCCCCGCGCCUUCCCCCUCCACCAGAUGAGACGGGCUCCACCAGCCAGCAUGUCUCUGCCACCACCACCGCUUUCAUCCCUGAAGGUGAUGAGGAGACCACAACCACAUUGAUCACGACAACGACCAUCACUACGGUGCAUACGCCUGUGUUUUGCAACAACAACAUCACCGACGUGGAAGGCUACGUUGAAUCUCCAGAUUAUGCUGGCGCCAAUUUUUAUGGAGGCCUGGACUGUACCUACACAAUCUCUGUUUACAUGGGCUAUGGGAUAGAAGUACAGGUGCAAAGCUUGAAUCUAUCCAAGGAGGAUUCACUGACUGUAGAAGGUCUUGGCGGGGAGAAGCCCGUUGUCUUGGCCAAUGAGUCAUUGAUGGUUGAAGGACAAGUGAUCCGCAGCCCAACCAACCAGGUGUUGAUUCACUUCCAGAGCUACCACACCACUACCCCUGGAGUCUUCAAGUUCCACUACCAAGCUUUUCUGCUCAGCUGCGGCUUCCCCAGCCGACCUGAGAACGGGGACGUCAUGGUGACUGACCUCCACCCCGGUGGGUCUGCCACUUUUAAGUGUGAGUCGGGCUUCUACCUGCGAGGUGAAGAGACGCUCAUUUGCCUGAAUGUCAGCCGACCCCGUUGGAGUGGUACCAGCCCUGCUUGUGUGGCUUCCUGUGGGGGAACAGUCCACAAUGCCACGCGUGGGCGCAUUGUGGCCCCUGAAGCACCCGGCGGGCCCCGUGGCGGUCGGAACCUGACGUGCCGUUGGUUGAUAGAGGCGCCCGAAGGCCAGCGCCUGCACCUGCACUUUGAGAGAGUGGCCUUGGAUGAAGAUAAUGAUAAACUGAUGAUCCGCAGUGGGAGCAGCACCUUUUCGCCCAUCAUCUAUGACUCCGACAUGGACGAUGUCCCAGAACGGGGGCUGCUGAGCGAUGCCCAGUCUCUCAUUGUGGAGCUGACCAGUGAGGGCCCUGCCACACCGCUCAUCCUUAGCCUGCGCUAUGAAGCUUUUGAUGAAGACCGGUGUUAUGAGCCAUUCCUGGCCCAUGGCAAUUUCAGCACAACAGAUCCGUUGUACCACAUGGGGACGGUGGUGGAGUUUUCCUGCAGUGCGGGAUAUAUGCUUGAGCAGGGGCCUUCUGCCAUUGAAUGCAUAGACGCACGAGAUCCUCGCUGGAAUGAAAGCGAGCCAACCUGCAAAGCGUUGUGUGGGGGGGAACUCUCCGAACCAACAGGUGUGGUACUUUCCCCCGAUUGGCCCCAGUCCUACGGAAAGGGCCAGGACUGUGUCUGGGGCAUCCGGGUGCAAGAGGAGAAGCGAGUGCUGCUGGACAUCGAGAUCCUCAACAUCCGCAAGUCUGAUGUAUUGACCAUCUUCGAUGGAGGAGACUUAACUGCUCGGAUCCUUGGCCAGUACUUGGGUCCACAUCCUCGCUUCAGCCUUUACUCCUCUGGUCCAGCGGUCACUCUUCAGUUCCAGUCAGACCCCGGGGACCCUCUGUUUGGCCUCAGCCAGGGUUUCCUGGUGCGGUAUAAGGAGGUUCCACGAAAUGACACUUGCCCUGAGCUGCCAGAAGUGGAGUUUGGCUGGCGCACGGCUUCUCAUGCUGCCGUCAUCCGCGGCACCGUGGUGACCUACCAGUGUGAGCCAGGCUAUGACAUUGUGGGGUCCGACAUCCUCACCUGCCAGUGGGAUCUGUCGUGGAGCAACAGCCCUCCCACUUGCCAGAAGAUUAUAAACUGUGCUGAUCCGGGGGAAAUCAGCAACGGCAAACGCAGCGUCUCAGACCGACGUUUCUCCAUCGGUUCCCACGUCCAGUAUUUCUGUCAUGAGGGCUACGUGGUAGAAGGGAGCAGCACACUAACCUGCUAUAAUCGAGAUACUGGCACCCCUAAAUGGAGCGACCGAGUGCCCAAGUGUGUCUUGAAAUAUGAACCCUGCCUGAAUCCUGGCGUCCCAGAGAAUGGAUACCAAACCCUUUACAAGCAUCACUACCAGGCAGGGGAAUCCCUGCGUUUCUUUUGCUACGAGGGCUUUGAGCUCAUAGGUGAAGUGACCAUCACUUGCAUACCAGGACAUCCAUCCCAGUGGACCAGCCAGCCUCCGCUCUGCAAAGUGGCCUAUGAGGAGUUAUUGGACGGCCGGAAACUAGAAGUCACCCAGACAACAGAUCCUUCCCACCAGAUGGAAGGGGGCAACAUUGCCUUGGCGAUCUUCCUUCCCAUCAUCCUCGUCAUCCUUCUGAUUGGUGGAAUCUAUGUCUACUAUACCAAGUUCCAAGGAAAGACUCUCUUUGGUUUCUCUUUCUCCAGCUCUCACAGCUACAGCCCGAUCACUGUGGAGUCUGACUUCAACAACCCUCUCUAUGAGGCUGGGGACACCAGAGAAUAUGAAGUUUCAAUCUAGAAGAUGUUCUGUGAUCUGCAUUCUUCCCCCGACCCAAGCGGGUUUGAGGAGCAGCGACUGAGAAUGAUUCCUAUUUCGGAGGGAAUAGUGGAAGGUGGUUUUUGGGGGGGCCCAGGGGAAAAACGGAGGGGAGAGAGGGAGCUUCUUCUUCUCUCUGCCCCACAGAUCGAGCUUUCUCCCUUCCUCUCCAUGUUGCUGCCUCACUGUCCACUCUCCCAGCUUUGGACGCCGUCCACUCCCCUCGCCUUGUAAAUACCCUCUUCAAUGUGCCAAACGCGUUUCUCUCACACACACAAACACACGCAUACACACACACAGAGACUUUUUCUGCUUUAUCUGUUGGUUACCUUUGAUUUAUUUCUCUAUUUAUUAAGUCUUCUUAUCCUCUCUUGGUUUAUUAUUUUCUUAAGGGCUGAGGAAGAAGGAGGGCUUGUAUCUUACCCUUUACUCCCUUGCUUUGCUCUCCUGCUGCCUCAUCACAUUAGAGCAUGAAUCCACUUUAAAUCCUGUUUCUGCCUCCUGCAGAAUUCUGGAGUUUGUAGUUUGGUGAGGCCCGGGAACUGUCUGGCUGAGCUGUUUAAAGCCCCCUCCCUAAAGUGGAUUUAAAGUGGAUCCAAGCCCUAGUUAAAAGGAAAUUGACCUCAAUCACAAGUGCUGCCGUUUAAAUAAAGUUCUCUGUAGACUGAGUAACAUCACUCAAAACCCAAACAGAUAGUUUGUACAAAACUUCCCCUAACAAAUUGUAUUUAAAUCCUAAAAGUAAGUGGCAAACAAGUACCUACAAGGAUAAAAGAAAGAUGGAAUAAGUAGAUGCUGUGGUACAGAAACCAAGUGUAGACCCCCAUAAUGUCAAAAUAUGUUUGAAAGGAGAACGGACCCAAUACAUUGAGAAGAAUGAACUUCCAUUAAGUUUUUUCAGGACUGGAAAUAAAUGAGAUCUUCCAAAAAGAAAGCCAAUACUUCUUUUUUCAAGAGGGAAAAUUGUAGGGUCACCGGAAUAAUUCAUUUAUGUGUUGGGAACAAUUCAUCCAUCCCUAUAGGAUGGAUUUUAAGUUGCCCUACAAGAAGAAAAAGCAGUGUGUGUAAUUUUGAAUAGGUUUGCAAGCAGUGCAUUCUCCCAUCUGGAACGGGUACCAAUCCUUAUACUUGGCCAUGAACCUCUUGAAAAGUCCUGCAAAGAACAAGGCAAUCUGCUAGUAGCUUUACAGAGAAAUCCUAUGCAGUUACCUACAUUUACCUGGGAUUCAGUCCCAGGUGAAUCCCAGGUAAAUGGGCCUUAGUGGUUACCAGUUGCCUGCAAAACGAUUUCUGAUUACACUUCUGUUCUUCCUCUGACCUUCUGAUCUUCUCCCCAAAUCCUUCAAUAGGAAGAGAAGAUUAAAGCAAAAGUUCUAAUGUCAUACACACACAAAAACAUUUAUUACAACCGAUCUUGUGUCAGGCUGCAGAGUCAAUUAUUGCAUUCAUUUAUACUAGAUUUGUUAUUAAUGUAGGGAUGAGGAGAAGAUUAAAACAAAAAUACUAAUGUCAUACACACACAAAAAUAUUUAUUACAACCGAUCUUGUGUUAGGCUGCAGAGUCAAUUAUUGCAUUUAUUUAUACUAGAUUUGUUAUUAAUGUAGGGAUGGUCCAAUAAUUUAAAUUUUCUGUCUCAAGUGGAAAAAACAAUGUUUCGGGUCGAAAUAAAAAUAAAACGCAGUCAUAGCAGGAAAUUGUCUGGGAUUCCUAGAAAAUUAGUUCAGGGAAUCUCUAUUACCAUCAGUGGAGUUCUGCUUGACUCUGCCUUGGUUGUUUUUUGUUUAUCUUAGUGUUGGUAGUGCAGGAGAACUUUUCAGUGGGUUGUACAAUAUGUCCUUUAUUUCUGGUGUCUACUCUUAAGAAAUGACUUACUUCUCCCAAUUCUGCUACCUUUUGAUUUUUGAUCAUGUUCUUAUAAAACUUUAGACUGGGCAUGGGCAAGGUUUGGCCCUCCAGAUGUUUUGGACUCCAACUCCCACCAUUCCUAACAGCCUCAGACCCUUUCCUUUCCCCCCUCAGCCGCUUAAGCGGCUGAGGGGGAAAAGGAAGGGGUCCGAGGCUGUUAGGAAUGGUAGGAGUUGGAGUCCAAAACACCUGGAGAGCCAAACUUUGCCCAUACCUGCUUUUAGACCACAGUGAUUCAGGAAUUUGGGUAUGAUUGUGUUAAUGUCUUCAGAAAUAAUAAAUCAUUGAGAUAUAGGAGUAAUUUCACACCUCUUUUCAAAGAACCAUUGUGCCAACGUUUUUCUAUAUAUUUCUUUUUGUUUCCAGCCUUUAAAAUAAUUGUUUACUUCUUUCAUUUGUCUCGUAGGCUUUCGAAAAUAAUUAUAAUACCGUAAUAAAAUAACCGGAGGCUUUUAUAGCUCCUGCUUCUCCAUGAAGUCCUUUGGAAUUGAUAAAGCAGAGAAAGAUAUUUUACUUUUUUGGAGAGAGAAAAAAGAAAUGUAAUCCUUUUCAUAUGGCUAUCUCUCUUCACCAUAUCCUUGUUUCAGGAGGAUUCCAUGUGCACUUAGUGUUAAGAAUACCGCUUUGUGGAUUCAGUCCAGAAGGACAUCUGUUCGUUCAGGAUUCAAACGCAGAAGUGUUUUUUUUAUUGACAGCUUCAGCUCCCAGAACGGAAAGCCAGCCAACAUCCCUUUGAAAGAUGCCGGAGAGGCAUUUAAUGUGGUGUCUUAAGUAAAAACAGGAGGUUCGAUGUGUUAGUGCCAAAAUGUAUUGAAAUACUCUUAUUGGGAAUCACUUUUUUUAAGGAGGGGGAAAAGCUAAUCCCUUCUGCAUGGAAGAAGCCUGAUAGAAUGGCCAUUCACCCCAAAGGAAAAAUAAUCCUAAACCAUUCACCUAUCUACACUAUGGGAUUGGAUAUAGGAAAUAUGCAGCCCUGCCUCCCGCACUUGUCCUUUUCUCAUCUUUCUUGUUCAUCAAUUGAUUUGUCAGAUCAACCCUUACCUUGCUGGCCAUUCUCUGCUAUUCUGAAAAAGGGCAAAGGGAUUUGUUGUUGAAGGCUUUCAUGGUCGGAAUCACUGGGUUGCUGUGAGUUUUCCGGGCUGUAUGGCCAUGUUCGAGAAGCAUUCUCUCCUGAUGUUUCGCCCACAUCUAUGACACGCAUCCUAAGAGGUUGUGAGGUCUUUUGGAAACAAGGCAAGUGGGGUUGUUAUAUCUGGGAAAUGUCCAGGGUGGGAGAAAGAACUCUUGUUUGCUUAAGGCAAGUGUGAAUGUUGCAGUCAACCACCUUGAUUAGCAUUGAAUGGCCUUGCAGCUUCAAAGCCUGGCUGCUUCCUGCCUGGGAGAAUAAACUCCUCUUGCCUAGUUUCCAACAGACUUCACAACCUCUGAGGAUGCCUGCCAUAGAUAUGGGCAAAACGUCAGGAGGUAAUGCUUCUGGAACAUGGCAGUACACUUGCCUAGUUUCCAACAGACCUCACAAUCUCUGAGGAUGCCUGCCAUAGAUGUGGGUGAAACGUCAAGAGAGAAUGCGCCCAGAAUAUGGCUAUACAGCCCAGAAAACGCACAGCAACCCGGCCAAGGGAUUACUUAGUCCCCCAUCCCUAUUUCUCCCCAUUUGUGAACAACCCACUACCCCUAUUAGUUCCAUUCAUGUUUGGAGGGGGAGGGAGGGAGACAGAAUUGUGCGGCGUCUCCCCAAAGACAUGGAAUUUCUAGGAAAUGCUUCCUUUUGAAUCGUUACCUGCUCACGGCCCUGUUUUUCAGCCCUUUGGUAUUCCCUCCCCCCAUUUGCUUUUAUUUUGGAGCAAUAAAUAAAACGCACCAUUUGUAAAAA
Molecule: messenger RNA, 7572 nt
Organism: Anolis carolinensis (green anole)
Lineage: Eukaryota; Metazoa; Chordata; Lepidosauria; Squamata; Anolidae
Gene: sez6l2
Product: seizure related 6 homolog like 2
Exons: 18
Coding region: 905-3775 (956 amino acids)
Biological process (GO): synapse maturation; regulation of protein kinase C signaling
Cellular component (GO): endoplasmic reticulum; neuronal cell body
Source: RefSeq, a predicted model, not a curated record